UAGAUUGUAAAAAAAAGAUUCAUAUUGAUCUAGAUAAUUUCAAAAAGGUACUAGCUUUAACUUCAUCUAAAACAGAUCAAUCUUCUAGUCAAAAAAUUCACUCAAACUUAGCAAGACCUCUUUGCUUUUUUACUAAUCCUCCAAUACCACUUUGA
Molecule: messenger RNA, 155 nt
Organism: Dentiscutata heterogama
Lineage: Eukaryota; Fungi; Glomeromycota; Glomeromycetes; Diversisporales; Gigasporaceae
Source: the annotation of a GenBank genome assembly